Molecule: messenger RNA, 1203 nt
Organism: Caenorhabditis remanei
Lineage: Eukaryota; Metazoa; Nematoda; Chromadorea; Rhabditida; Rhabditidae
Exons: 7
Coding region: 1-1203 (400 amino acids)
Biological process (GO): isoleucyl-tRNA aminoacylation
Cellular component (GO): cytosol
Molecular function (GO): aminoacyl-tRNA deacylase activity; ATP binding; isoleucine-tRNA ligase activity
Source: RefSeq, a predicted model, not a curated record
AUGCGUUUUACCGACUAUUCGUUCGAGUUCAACGACGAAGCUGUUCACUUCUCCGUUACUUCACAUUCAGAUAAGGAUCUAGUGCAUUUCAACACAACUGGCCGAAUCGGACAAGUCAUUGAAGUUAUUCAACCACCGGAGUUACUCUCCAGCCAGCUAUCGGAGCAACAAAGAGUAGAAUACGAGUUGAAAAGCUUACUUGGAAAUCCAGAAUUACCAGGCGUUGAACUAUUCAUUCGACGAUUUGUUAUUCACUUUGCGGCGAAGAAACAAAGAAGGAACACGCUUUUUGUCUUCGGUAUUGACCUAGAUGGUAUCUCGAACGAAUGCAUUGCGGCCGCUCUGCGAGCCCUCGAGGAGAGUCAUCAGGAACCAAAAAGGAAAAAAUCAACAGUUUUCCUACCAUCGUCUUCGUUCACCAAUCAUAUCAAAUCAACCGAACGCUCGUUAUCCGAUCAAAAAGCAUCAAGAGAUGGUGGUCUCAACGAAUUAUAUUCAUGGCAGUCACAAAAUAGGAGCAAUGCAGAAGUUUUCGAGCUUCUCGAUGGACCUCCUUAUGCAAAUGGUGAAGCACAUACCGGUCAUGCCAUCAACAAAAUCCUAAAAGAUUUCGUAGUGAAAAGCAGAAUUGGACUAGGGUAUAAAGUUCGUUUCCGUCCGGGCUGGGACUGCCAUGGCCUUCCUAUUGAACUGAAAAUCGGAAAACAGCAAGGAAACUUAAAGCAACGAUCCCCUCUGGAGAUUCGAGCCGCUGCCAGAAUAGUUGCUGAUGAAGCAAUCGGAAAACAAAUGAAUGCGUUUCGUAGAUGGGGAGUAACCGCUGAUUGGGAAAAUCCAUACAUUACCAAAAGUUCUAAAUAUGUAGCUGCUCAGUUAGACAUUUUCGCGAAACUCGUUGAGCAGAAACUUGUCUAUAGAUCUUUCAAACCGGUAUACUGGUCACCAAGUUCAAAUACAGCACUUGCCGAAUCAGAGUUGGAGUAUAACGAAAAACAUCAAAGUACCAGUGUCUACUUUCGGUUCAAGCUCAUCAAUUUCUCGUCUUCUGAUGUUGAAUGGGCCAUCGGUGUUCCUUCAAAACUGACACAGUUUUUCGCGCUCACAUGGACAACAACCCCAUGGACUCUUCCUCUCAACAAUGCGAUUUGUGUCUCCCCUGCUAUCAAAUAUUCUGUAAUUCAACUGGAAGAUGAUAUAAAGUGA